Messenger RNA from Diaporthe amygdali, 1485 nucleotides. RefSeq lists its product as uncharacterized. The transcript is spliced from 6 exons. Gene Ontology annotation, molecular function: protein binding. Lineage: Eukaryota; Fungi; Ascomycota; Sordariomycetes; Diaporthales; Diaporthaceae. The record is from RefSeq and is a predicted model, not a curated record. The coding region runs from base 1 to 1485 and encodes 494 amino acids.
AUGUCCGAAACCUGCAUCUCCCUUCAGGGCUCUACGGCGUGUCCAGCAUUUCAGUCCUCGUCGAUAUCAACCGACUCUACGCUUGUGGGCUUCUUUUCAUUCCUUCAAUUCGUGUCAGACCGCGCGUCUUUCGAUGCACAGCUCGAGUCUUACGUCCAGACGACAUAUGUGCAGGAUAAAUAUCAAACGCUGUUUGGCUGCGGUAAUAUCGAGCUGACCAAUACUUCCAACCUCUACGCACGCUUCACGACUUCUGUAAUAUGUAAUGCCAUUGUGCAGAACUCGAUUAACCCAUGUGGAUUGUCCUCCUCACAAUCGCAACCUCUUUGCGCCGACACCUGCUCCGAAGCAUACUACGUGUCUGAUAGCCAAUUAUGCUCAAAUCCCAGCAGUGGAGCUACGACGCAGAUCAGGGCUGAUUUUACGAAUUGCGCUCUGCCCGCAGACUCACUGUCGUCGGAUAACUGCAUCGACGGAAUCCAAAACGAACCGGACAACUGCGGAUAUGGCAACAGCACCAUUGGACUCUGCUCAUACUGCGCAUCUGGCGGCACUAACUCGACCGACACGUGCUGCUACAACUCGAAUGCCGAAAACCGUUGCGCAAAUGUGACACUACCGUCCAUUACAUCGACCAUAACACUACCGACGUCCACGUCCAGCCCAUCUCCCUCCAGCACCGCAGGCGCCGGGAGGGGCGGUCUCAGCGGGGGCGCGAUCGCUGGGAUCGUCAUUGGAAGUGCGGCGCAAGCGAGGCAGUCAAUCAGGGAGCAUAUUCAACCAGCCCUCACCGGCAAGAAGAGGCCCCAUGUCCCAGGCUGGCCCCACUGCUUCGACACCGCAUGGAUACGAAGUCUUGCCUGGCGUGCUGCAGCAGUCGGUGCUGUGAGAAGCAGACGCGUUGAAAACCACUCCUCGUCGAGCGAGUUUGGGGACAGUCCGGAGUCGGAGCCGCGAGCUGGUGUUUUGCGACCCCCACCAACUUCGAUGCUGAAGAGGACGGGUUCAUUGUCUAGCGGCUCCGUGCUUCUUGCCGGUGAGGAUGCUGGCAGCAACGGCAUGUCUUCACCACAAGGAGUCGCCAGUCAGCAAUCGGAGCAGUUGCCGUAUUUCAAGGACUACUACUCCCAAGACGAGAUACAUCCUGGCGACCGCGUAGCAGUCCUCUGGGCUUACCAGCCGCGCGCUGCCGACGAGUUCGCCCUCGAGCGCGGUGACAUGCUCAAGGUCGUCGGUAUCUGGGAUGACGGUUGGGCGACUGGUGUUAUGGUGGAUGAGCGAGCCGAGGAUUGGGAGGCUAGGCGCCAACAACAACGAGACAGCGGCGUCUCGAACACGUCCGGUCGUGGCCGCGAUCUAUCACCCCCUGCCAGUGGCGAAAUCAAGGCAUUCCCGCUGGUGUGUGUCUGUCUACCGGAGCAUUGGAGAAAGACGAUCGAAAGCGACACAUCGACUGAAGCAGCGUCCAGCGCUCACCAACGCUGA